CGAGUCUAACCUUUACAAUUGUAAUAUAAACACGCCAAAAACGUGCCCUCUUUGAUAAUAUAAUUUACGAAUUGUCGCAUGCAUGAAUUGUAUUGAUUUUUAAAAGAGGGUUUGGCUCAUAUAUAUAAGUUCUACGAUUUGUGUUCGGAAUCAUGUCACAACCGAAUGCUGAACAUAAAGAGAAGAAAAGAAAAGAGAGUAUUCUUGAUCUUUCUAAAUACCUCGAAAAGAAUAUAAGGGUAAAAUUUGCCGGAGGUAGAGAAGCCGAAGGUAUACUCAAAGGAUAUGAUCCUUUACUUAAUCUGGUGCUUGAUAACACAAAGGAAUAUCUUAGAGAUCCAGAUGAUCCAUACAAAUUAAAUCAAGACACUCGCAUGUUAGGCUUGGUUGUAUGUAGAGGAACAUCUGUUGUGCUUAUUUGCCCUGUCGAUGGCAUGGAAUCCAUUCAGAAUCCUUUUAUUCAACAAGAUGGAUAAGUAGGAUGGACAUUAUCUUAAUACAAUGUAUUAAGUUUAGAAAUGAUAUAAAUAUAAUUCUUUCCAUUUUUCUAAUAAAAGAUAAUUUAUUUUUCAUUUUACAAUUAAAAAGAGC
Molecule: messenger RNA, 591 nt
Organism: Pseudomyrmex gracilis
Lineage: Eukaryota; Metazoa; Arthropoda; Insecta; Hymenoptera; Formicidae
Gene: LSm7
Product: U6 snRNA-associated Sm-like protein LSm7
Exons: 3
Coding region: 153-476 (107 amino acids)
Biological process (GO): nuclear-transcribed mRNA catabolic process; mRNA splicing, via spliceosome
Cellular component (GO): U2-type prespliceosome; Lsm1-7-Pat1 complex; U6 snRNP
Molecular function (GO): RNA binding
Source: RefSeq, a predicted model, not a curated record